CUCCCCUCGCCCAAACAAUGGCGACAACUCGUUCUCCAGAAACCAACUUUAAUACAGUUACCUCCUGGCUCCCACUCACCACUACCUUCCCCUAUCAAUCAGGCUGUUCCUCUGCAAUCUGGGCACGUUUGGGCUUCAUCCAGUCGGCCACGUCCGAUGCUGUAGCCUUCGAUCCUGGCUAUGGAAUUACCGUCGAUCCAGCACUGAUGUGCAUGCCGUCGCAAGUCACUCUGUGGUGGGAAACGGAGACUGCGCCUGUACUCAAUGGACUUACGACGCGGUACAGUGUUGGGCCGAUUGUGUGUCCGGGGGCCUUUACCACCGCGGGCACGAGUAUAGUGAAUGAGCAGAGCACGCAGGUCGCGUGUUGUCCGUCUGGAUAUAAAUUCCGACAAAUGCAGGAAGCUGGCAUUGUUGGCGAAUGCGCGUCUUCUGUUUCCAAGGGCUUUGUCGUCACAUAUGUAAUGGAGAAGGUGCCGGGCAGUAUCAAUGAAGGGUUAACAACAACAUCUACAACUAUGGGAAAUGACUAUUAUGUUUUGGGAGUUCCUGUUAAUGGAUUUAAUUUCGCUGGACCAACAUCUGUCUCCUCAUCCGCGUCUUCGAUUUCAGGUCCUUCAGUUACAGCGACUUCAACCGGUAUAUCCUCACCUUCGCCAACGAGAAGCUCAGCAGCGGGUAAUGGCGGUCUAUCGACGGGUGCAAAAGCUGGGAUUGGAGCCGGCGCUGCUGUUGCAGGUAUCGCCUUUAUCAUGUUCGCAUUUCUAUUAUUCAAGUAUCUAAGAAAACGACAACGAGCAGAAGGGAAUAACAACGGGGGUGAGAAGGGGCCAGGAGAUCUAAUGCAUGAGUUGCAUGAUAUAAAUCGACCACACGAGAUGGGGAGCUCUGGUGCUAGACCGCCUGAACUUGCUGGAUAGCUUGGACUUGGAUGCUUUCAGGCCGUUCUUUUGCAUGGUGCCCUUUUGCCCAGCCUCUUUCCCAUAUCAGAAUAAUAUUUGUGUAAUACCCAGACCGUCUUCCUCCCUGGAAUAAUGUUCAGGCAUGGAUGGCUCGGCAGGAUACGCAGGCCUGGGAUGAAGUACGUGGCAUGAUAGACAAUGAGUAUGCGACUCGUG
Molecule: messenger RNA, 1118 nt
Organism: Hyaloscypha bicolor E
Lineage: Eukaryota; Fungi; Ascomycota; Leotiomycetes; Helotiales; Hyaloscyphaceae
Exons: 2
Coding region: 18-920 (300 amino acids)
Source: RefSeq, a predicted model, not a curated record